Choloepus didactylus (southern two-toed sloth) is the source of this 4632-nucleotide messenger RNA. It is a transcript of the gene ADGRG3, whose product is annotated as adhesion G protein-coupled receptor G3. Gene Ontology annotation, biological process: cell surface receptor signaling pathway; adenylate cyclase-activating G protein-coupled receptor signaling pathway. NCBI's taxonomy places the organism in Eukaryota, Metazoa, Chordata, Mammalia, Pilosa, Megalonychidae. The coding region runs from base 18 to 1898 and encodes 626 amino acids. Gene Ontology annotation, molecular function: G protein-coupled receptor activity. Gene Ontology annotation, cellular component: membrane. The record is from RefSeq and is a predicted model, not a curated record. The transcript is spliced from 13 exons.
CCAACCCCAAAGCCUGUAUGCAUCGCCACUUGCCAGUGUUGCUCUGCACGGAAGACUCUAGGCCUCUGGACCACUGGACCCCAGCCCCACAGCACCCACCCAGGGGGCCCUGGAUGCAGCGCCCUGGAAGGGUGAGAAAGAGGCUACAGGAAGCAGCGAUGGGGCGGGGACGGCCUUACGGCAGAGCCUGGGACCAGACGGCCAGACGGUUGUGGGGUUCCCGCCAGUGUGGGAAAGGCUGGACAAGGAUGGCGGUGCUCGGGGGCCUCGGGCUCCUGCUUCUCCUGCUUGUGGCCUCAGGUUCGGAAAGUUCCACAGAAGAACUGGAGUCUCCGAGAAAUCCCUGCCUGGAGAGCAGCAUUGGCAACUACUUUGAUGCCUUGGCGCUGAACAGCACUGCUACUUGCUUCACCAUGUGUAGGCUGGGGGAUGACUUCUGCCCUCUGGAGACACUGCAAAGAUACUGGCUGAACUAUGAGAGUCACCUGGUGGAGAACAGUUUAAUGGAGACAGUAAAUACGUCUUCCGUGAAGUCUUUGGUCUGGAACUUCAAUACCAACACCUCAGAAGACGUGCUUUUCUCUGUGAUGCCCUAUCAGAUUCCGAGGCAGAUUAAGGAGAACGAGGACAAACCCACUGACAGAGUCCGGCUUCCCAGGAGCCUUUUUGGAUCCCUGCAGGGUGAGAGGGCCAUGGUCCGGCUGGCCAUAACCGUCCUGGACAUCGGUCCGGGGGUUGUCUUCAAGGGCCCCCGGAUUAGCCAGGAGGAUGGCAGCAGCGUGCUCAACAAUCGCCUGGUGGGCGUGAGCGUGGGCCAAACGCAGGUCACCGGGCUGGGCGAGCCACUGGAGAUCUCCUUCUCCCACAAGCGUCAGCCCCCAAACAUGACCCUCAGCUGCGUAUUCUGGGAUGUGAGUAAAGGGCCCACAGGAGACUGGGCAUCUGAAGGCUGCUCCACGGAACCCGGAGUGGAGGGGACCGUCUGCCGCUGCAACCACCUGACCUUCUUCGCCCUGCUGCUGAGGCCAGUCUUGGACAAGACCACGGUGCGGGCCCUCACACACAUCUCCCAGGCGGGCUGUGGAGCCUCCAUGAUCUUCCUGGCCUUCACGAUUAUUCUCUACCUUGUCCUGAGGUUCUACCGGCAGAGAUUCAAAUCAGAGGAUGCCCCUAAGGUCCACCUGUCCCUAAGCAUCAGCCUGUUCCUCCUGAACCUCGUCUUCUUCGUCACUGUGGGGGGCGGCGUGCGGGGGUCUGGGGCUGCCUGCUGGGCCCGGGGGGCCGCCUUCCACUACUUCCUGCUCUGCACCUUCACCUGGAUGGGCCUGGAAGCCUUCCACCUCUACCUGCUCGUCAUCAAGGUCUUCAACACUUACUUUGGGCGCUACUUCCUGAAGCUGAGCCUGGUGGGCUGGGGCCUGCCUGCACUGAUGGUCAUCGCCACCGGGAGUGCCAGCAGCUACGGCAUCUACACCAUCCCUGAUGCGGAGAAUCGGACCACACUGGAGCUGUGCUGGUUCCAUAACAAAGCUGCCCUCUAUGCCACUGUUCACGGCUACUUCCUCAUCACCUUCCUCUUCGGCGCCGUGGUCCUGGGCCUGGUGUCCUGGAAGAUCUUCACUCUGUCAAGCACUACAGCAGGCAAGGAGCACAGGAAGAACUGGAAGGGCGUUCUCACCAUCCUGGGCCUCUCAAGCCUGGUGGGUGUGACGUGGUGGCUGGCUGGCCUCACGCCCCUGGGCCUGUCCACCGUCUACAUCUUUGCAUUGUUCAACUCUUUGCAAGGUGUCUUCAUCUUCUGCUGGUUCACCGUCCUCUACCUCCCGGGUCAGGGUCCUGCACCCUCCUCCUCCGGCACCGCCCAAGCCGUCCAGACCCACUCGGCUUCUCACGAGUAGGGAGGCCCCGGCUCUGCACUCGGCUCUGACUCGCAGUGUCAUCUCUCUCUGGGCCUCAGUUUCCUUCCCUGCACAACAUGGCUGGGGAGGGUGCGGCAGGGACCAUGUUGGACCACAUGGCCUCAAAUAUCCCAAAAGAUGUGUUUGCGGGCCCCGUGAAUCCAGGAUUGCGGGGUCUAAAGUUCCUGUAAUCCUUGGGCCCCCCUCCCCGCAUAGAGCGUUGCCUUCAUCCUACUUCCUGUCUUCAUAACCAAGCAGCCUUUCUCUGCCAUCACCUAAAUAGGGAAUUCUGCUGUGGGCACAUCCCCUUGAAGGAGCUCCCAGCCUCUCCUCUUCCUCCCCCUUGCCCACUGCCCCCCACCCCAACUCAACCCUCUGGCUGAUUGUGCUGCCACACGAAGGCCCCGGAAGGUCACCGGCUCCUCAGGCAUUGGGGGAGUUGUGGACUUGGAGGGUUGCUUUUUUGGAGGGUGGAGGGGAGCUGACCCUCCCAGCCUGUCCUAGUCUCUGCCACCCCACCAGGGCCCGUCCUCGUUGCAGAGCCCACCCCCACUGAGGGGCUGCCAGCCCUGCAGGUGAUGGGGCACCCUGAAUGCCACUCAGUGAGUGUGACACCUCAAGCAAGCCCUGCCCCUGCUCUGGCUGCUGCGGGGGCCGGACCUCUGAUCUGUCUUCUUCGUGGACAGCGUGCAAACGGUGGAGUGCUCUGCACGCCUGAGGGGCGGGCAAUUUGGCUACUGUUUAUUCAGUAUGGGGGGCCGCGGGGUGCGGGUCAGGGGGAAGGCGAGGCUGAGCUCCAACGGGGCAGGGUCCCUGACUGCCUCACCCAGCAUUUCAGCCUGCACUCGGUGCCCGGCACGUUCCAGGCCCUGAAUAAAUACCCGUGGGCUGAAAAUGAGUGUAUGAGUUUGGCUCCAGCCUGACAGAGCCCUGAGCCAAGGGAAGGUCUCUUGGCCAGACCCAGGCUGGGCCUGUCACUUCCAGUUGCUCUGCAGUCACAUGCUGGCUUGCUCAGUGGGACCCAAAAAGAGACAUAAUAGAGAUAGUGGGGAAGAGAAAGUGAAUUAACAGACAGACUGACACAGAGAGAACAGAUACAGGUACAGGGAGAAAGCUGCUCCUUGGGGUGUCCCCAAUGAGGGGGUAGUGUCCUUCUUCUCCAGCCCCCUACCUCUAGGGGCAUACCCCACCCUAGCCUUUAACUUACUAAGUACCGUGGGAAAUCUCACUGCCUCUACCCAACACCCCACCCUUUCCAAUACGCUUUGCAACUGUCAAGCCCCUUCCUCAGGUGAGAAGUUAUUAUUAUUAUUAGACCCUCCCCCACAGCUCCUCCCCUUACCCCCCAGAUGCAGGGAGCUGAGGUGGGACUGGGUUGGACGCGGCACUCUCAGGACCCCUUGCUUCUCCCUCCCCCCACUCUGCAAACGGACAGAAGACAGGAAGGCAGGGCCUCUCACUUUAUGCAAGCCCCCUGUUCCUAGAAGGGAAAUUCUGGGGUGUGGAUGUUGCAACAGUUGAGCCACGUUAUCAGUUUUUGUGGACAAACUUGGUAGGUUUGAGGACUUUAUUGUCAUAGACAUCUUUUCUCACGUUGAGGGGCUUGGCUCCCUGGCCCCAAAGUCUCCCAGUCAGCAGCCAGUGCACAGGGAGAACAACUGCUCCAGUGUCUGGCAGGCCUGGGUUCAAAUCUUGGCUCUGCUACUUAGGAGCUGUGUGGCCCUGGGUGCAUCACCUCACUUCUCUGUGCCUUAGUUUCUCCCUCAGUAAAAUGAGGUCCAUAGAUGUCGUCACCUCUCAGGAUUCUUGGAAGCAUUAAAUGAGGUGACAAAAAUGAAGUUUCGGCAGGAGCUAGUUUGCUUCUCGAGACCGCCUUGGCUACGACAUUUAAAGCAAAACCAGGUGGAACCUUUGCGUAAAGCAAAUCAUGACUCUAAAAUAGAGGGGAGUAAGGACUAAAGUGCCCAUCCUGACUUCCUCUAGCACUCUGCCAAGUGGGCCAGCCCUGUGUGGGGACGAGGAAAUAGGGACAGGGUGGCCGCCACCUGCCCUGGGCCACUCUGCAAGCUGGGCUGAAACUGGGACUGGAUCCUCUUUCGUUGCCAGUUCCUCCUCCUGGAACAUUCCCUAAGGUUCAAGAAUUAUCACCUCACCUCUGACCCCCAAACCCUAGGCUUUCUCAGACGUGCUCAGUAGGAUGUGGCCCACAAAACCACAAGCCCCGAGCAGCUGGGCUUCCUGGUAUAGAUGGAGGGGGCAGAUGGGGAGGUGUGACUAAGGUUGGCAAGUUCUCCUUUUCCAGCUGGUUCUCCACCCCAGGGCCAGACGGGGGCUCAGGGGCUGGGGUCCUUCAUUGCCUGAGGUCACUGCAAACAGUGCCUCCUAGUGCCAAGCUGAGCACCAUGCAAAAUUCAAGAGAGGCUAUGGCAAAAAUAAACCGUAAGGCCCAGAGCAGGUGCAGAUGGACAGGGGUCUCCUGUCAUCGGACAGUAACAAAGCAGCCUAGCAGGUGGGAUGGCACUGAACUGGAGGGCAGGGACCCUGAGGCCAGCCUGCCUAGUCUGAAUUCCACCUCUGCAACUUGCCUUAGGCAAAUUCCUCAACUUUCUGAGUCUGCAAAUGGACAGAGCUACGGAUAUAAUGAGAUACUACUGGCUGCCAGGUGCUGCAGUGUCCUCGUCCACCUGGCCUCGCAGGAUUGUGACAAAACCAGCGCUUUGUCCUGGUCACCAAG